GGCAAACCAGGGGGAGGAACAAAGCACUUGGGGCGGAGCCCCAAGCUCCGGUUGGGGGAGGUGAUAAGGGGGAUUUAUUAUCCUGUGCAGGUGCUCCAGCCACUGGGAACGUGGCACUGGUCACACCUGCGGCCUAUCUGGUAAUCAGAGCAGACCCUAGAUAAGGAGAGGAGAAGAGACCGGACGGGAGCAGACGUCGGAGAGGAGGUAACCCUCAGGACUCACCGCUCUACUCUACUCUGCUCCUAACAGGACACGGAAGCGGGCGCCACGUAGGAGGAGACGCCACAUAUUUCAGUUUGGAAGCCGGUUGGAAGAGCCGUAGUUUUUGACCUUUGUUAUUAAAAGGACCCUUUUUGUUUGCAUUUGCUGUCUGAGUUUCUUAUUUUACGCCCGAAUCUGGCCUCACUCCCCCUGGGUUACCACAUUUUGGUGGAGGAUGCGGGCAUGACGGUCUGUCGCUAAAGAUUCAGGCUAAAAUAGGUACUCCGAGAGAGACACGGAGAACCAUGGAGAAUGCACUGACACAGCUCAUCCAGACCCAAACCCAGCAGGCCCAGAGUCUUCAAGCCUUACAGGACGCCAUCACUACUCUUGGACAGCAUCUGGUAAAGCCAGAGAGGCCUACGGAACCCAGUAAAGUUCUCACCAAGCAGACCGGUGAGGAUGACAUUGAGGCCUACCUAGAGGUUUUUGAAAGGACUGCAGAGAGGGAACGUUGGCCUAGAGCACAAUGGGCAGGAAUUCUAGCCCCUUUUUUAAUUGGCGAAGCUCAAAAAGCCUGCCGGGACCUUUCCCCCGCUGACGUAAACCAGUAUGGGGCAUUGAAAGCUGCGAUUUUGGCCCAUUAUGGACACAACCUGCAGACGAGGGCCCAACAGUUCCACGCCUGGGAGUAUGACGCUACUGCCCCAGUGCGGCCGCAAAUUGCAACGCUGAUGCGAUUGACACGCAGUUGGUUAACCUCGGGGGAGGGGCCUCCAGCGAUUGACAGAGUUGCCAUGGAUCGCUGUAUCAGAGCUUUACCCGGGGAUGCCAAACGACACGCUUCUCAAAGCUGCCCAGAGACAGUAGAUGCCCUAGUGACGCUGUUGGAGAAUCACCAGGUCACGGUACAGUUGAUGCAAAGCAGUAGGCCACCCAGCCAAUCGGACCCCAGGAGAGACAGGCAGAGGCUGAGGAAGAGCGACACGGAGGCACUGGCCCCAAGCCCGAGGCCCCAAGGGGGUCCGCCCCAGCCAUCCCUCCAGCGCCGCCCCUUUGUGAAUCCGGACCGGCGAAAAUGCUUUGCCUGUGGACAAGAGGGCCAUAUAGCGUGGAAUUGUCCGGGAGAAGACAUUCUGAUGCCUACGGCGGGCUCCUCCGACUCCCCACGGAAGGCCAACAGCUAUCUUACCACGUGCUGGGCUCAUGAGGGCGCAAGGGCCCCAAAGCUGCCGGUCAGAAUAGGGACCCAGGAUGCUGAAGCCCUACUCGACUCCGGCAGUGCGGUCACCCUCCUACGGCCCGGGUUGACCUCUGGCCCCAGGGGACCCCCUAUCCCAGUCUCCUGUGUCCACGGGGAUUCACGAGAGUAUCCCACGACCCACAUUAAGGUCCAGACCACCAGGGGCACAUUUGAGGUUGUUGCGGGCUUAGUGGAAAAUCUGCCGGUACCAGUGCUGAUUGGGCGGGACUGCCCAAUAUUCUGGCGUUUGUGGGCAUGCAGGACUGCUGGCCACCGAAGAAACUGUCCCACCAAGAAACCUUGUAGGGACCAGAAAGUCAAGGUGGCACAUGCCUGUGCAGCCCCAUCUAGCCCAACCACGUCAUCUGCAGAAGGGACAGAGGAGGAGGCCCUGGCCCCAGCGGAGGCCCCGGCCCCAGCGGAGGCCCCGGCCCCAGCGGAGGCCCCGACAAGGAGGGAUCCCCGACUAACUGAAGGGUCUUCGAACGAGGCUUUUUCGGAGUUCCCACUGGCAGAAGAGGCAUCUUCCACCAGGCCCGGGCAGUUUGGGACGGCCCAGUGGGAGGACCCUAACCUGGAACAAGCGCGACAGAACCUGGCUGUGGUCGAGGGAGAACCGGUGGCGGGGGUAAGUGCUAGCACCUUUCCACACUUUUCAAUCAAGAAUGGCCUCUUGUAUAGGGUGGCAAAGCUGGAGGAACGGGUGGUGGAACAGUUGCUAGUCCCCAAGCGCUAUAUUAACAAAGUGUUGUACCUAGCCCACUCCCACCUGUUGGGAGCUCAUUUGGGGGUGGAGAAAACCUACGACCGAGUCCGGGAGCGCUUCUACUGGCCGGGGGUGAAGAAGGCGGUCCAGGAUUAUUGCCAAAUCUGCCCACAAUGCCAGAAGACGGCGCCGAAGGUAAACUACCAGAAUCCACUAAUACCACUACCAAUAAUCGACAUCCCAUUCCAGAGGGUGGCCAUGGAUAUAGUAGGCCCCUUGCCGAAGUCCAGUAGGGGGCACCGGUUUAUCCUGGUUAUCAUGGAUUAUGCCACCCGGUACCCAGAGGCGGUCCCGUUACGCACCGCAAGUGCUAAAGCGGUGGCGAGAGAAUUAUUCCUUCUCUUUAGUAGAGUUGGGAUUGCCAAGGAAGUCCUUACUGACCAGGGAACCUGUUUCAUGUCUCGGGUGAUGAAGGAGAUGUGUAAACUGCUGAAGGUGAGCCAAAUACGAACCUCUGUCUACCACCCACAGACGGACGGCCUGGUAGAACGUUUCAAUAAAACCUUAAAACAAAUGCUAAGGAAGGCUAUUGACGUGGAGGGGAAAAACUGGGACCAACUAAUCCCCUUUGUCUUGUUCUCAAUCCGCGAAGUGCCCCAGGCGUCCACAGGGUUCUCACCAUUUGAGCUGCUGUAUGGACGGAGACCCAGGGGCAUGCUGGACCUGGCCAAAGAAGCAUGGGAGCAACAGCCAUCAGCCCAUCGCUCCGCCAUAGAGUAUGUCGACCAGAUGCAGGACAGGAUGGCUAAGGUAUGGCCCCUGGUGCGGGAGCAUAUGCAACAAGCCCAACACGCCCAAGCCAGAAUCUAUAACCGUAGAGCUCAGCUACGGGAGUUCCAGCCGGGAGAGUUUGUCUUGGUCCUGAUUCCAACGGUGGAAUGCAAAUUCCUGGCAAAGUGGCAUGGACCCUAUGAGGUGAUUGAAAGGGUGGGGGAGGUGAAUUAUAAGGUAAGACAACCGGGAAGGAGGAAAAUCUGCCAAAUAUAUCACAUUAAUCUGUUGAAGAGAUGGCACGCCCCUGACAGUGUUCCGAUGGCCGCACUAACCACCGAAACCCAAGAUCGUGUCCCCUCACAGGUACCUCUGGGCCCCCAUCUGAGUCCGACCCACCGGCAAGACAUGGUGGAACUAACUGGGCAGUUCAAAGAUGUUUUUUCAGACAUGCCGGGAAGGACCACGGUGAUUAACCACGACAUCAUCACCGAACCUGGGAAAAAGGUGAGGCUCCGACCCUACCGCAUACCAGAGGCAAAAAGGGAGACCAUCAAAGAAGAGGUGAGAAGGAUGUUGGAGAUGGGCGUUAUUGAGGAGUCACACAGUGCAUGGUCCAGCCCGAUUGUGUUGACUCCAAAACCCGACGGCAGCGAGAGAUUCUGCAAUGAUUUUAGAAAAUUGAACGAAAUCUCAAAAUUUGACGCUUACCCCAUGCCGAGGGUUGAUGAGUUAAUAGAGCGAUUAGGCCCAGCCCGGUUUGUGUCCACGCUCGACCUCACUAAAGGUUACUGGCAGGUUCCCCUCACAGAAACCGCCAAAGAGAAGACAGCGUUUGCUACCCCAGAAGGCCUGUACCACUAUAGAGUCCUGCCCUUCGGAGUCCACGGAGCGCCAGCUACGUUCCAAAGAAUGAUGGACCAGGUGCUCCGACCUCAUCGGGAGUAUGCAGCGGCCUACCUAGAUGAUGUGGUCAUACACAGCCCCGACUGGACCACCCAUGUAGGCCACCUGAAAGCUGUCCUGGGAAGCCUACGGAGAGCUGGCCUGACCGCCAACCCAAAAAAGUGCCACCUUGGCCUGGAGGAGGCGGAAUACCUCGGCUACACCAUUGGGAGAGGCAGUGUGAGACCCCAAUCCCGGAAAGUGGAGGCCAUUGCCACCUGGCCUAAGCCAGCCACGAAGCGGCAAGUAAAAACGUUCCUCGGCCUGGUCGGCUAUUAUCAGUGCUUUAUACCCCACUUUGCUACUAUUGCAGCCCCUUUACACGAGAUGACGAAAAACAGCCACCCACACCAGGUCCUCUGGAGCACCGAAGCUGAGGCAGCCUUUACAACCCUUCGGAGGGCCCUGUGCACCGAGCCAAUUUUAAGCACCCCUAAUUUUGAGGACACGUUCAUCGUCCAUACAGAUGCCUCUGGAUCAGGGCUUGGAGCCGUGCUGUCCCAGGUCAGAGGAGGAGAAGAACACCCAGUGACCUAUAUCAGCCGUCGGGAAAAGCACAUGGAAACGCAGACGCCUUGUCCAGGAGGGAAGAAUGCUAUCUCGUUGACGCUCCUAGCCCCAACCUGGAGCUGGUGGAGGGGGUGUGUGGCAAACCAGGGGGAGGAACAAAGCACUUGGGGCGGAGCCCCAAGCUCCGGUUGGGGGAGGUGAUAAGGGGGAUUUAUUAUCCUGUGCAGGUGCUCCAGCCACUGGGAACGUGGCACUGGUCACACCUGCGGCCUAUCUGGUAAUCAGAGCAGACCCUAGAUAAGGAGAGGAGAAGAGACCGGACGGGAGCAGACGUCGGAGAGGAGGUAACCCUCAGGACUCACCGCUCUACUCUACUCUGCUCCUAACAGGACACGGAAGCGGGCGCCACGUAGGAGGAGACGCCACAUAUUUCAGUUUGGAAGCCGGUUGGAAGAGCCGUAGUUUUUGACCUUUGUUAUUAAAAGGACCCUUUUUGUUUGCAUUUGCUGUCUGAGUUUCUUAUUUUACGCCCGAAUCUGGCCUCACUCCCCCUGGGUUAC
This is a messenger RNA of Pungitius pungitius (ninespine stickleback), 4939 nucleotides long. RefSeq lists its product as uncharacterized. The transcript is spliced from 2 exons. The coding region runs from base 510 to 4580 and encodes 1356 amino acids. Gene Ontology annotation, biological process: DNA integration; proteolysis. NCBI's taxonomy places the organism in Eukaryota, Metazoa, Chordata, Actinopteri, Perciformes, Gasterosteidae. Gene Ontology annotation, molecular function: aspartic-type endopeptidase activity; nucleic acid binding; zinc ion binding. The record is from RefSeq and is a predicted model, not a curated record.